Messenger RNA from Aplosporella prunicola CBS 121167, 784 nucleotides. RefSeq lists its product as uncharacterized. The transcript has a single exon. The record is from RefSeq and is a predicted model, not a curated record. Lineage: Eukaryota; Fungi; Ascomycota; Dothideomycetes; Botryosphaeriales; Aplosporellaceae. Bases 148 to 633 code for a protein of 161 amino acids.
GGAAGCCACCAUGUCCUUGCAACCGCCCUGCCGCCGCCGUGCGACUAGCUCCCCCCGCCGUCGUGCCAUCCUUCAGCCCACAACCCACGUCUCCCCCCCACCCACGGGGUUCGGGGUCGGACGUGUUCGUGGGGUGGGGGAGGUGGCAUGAUUCAUUGUUUGCUCGUUCCUCGACGGUUGGAUUCUGCUGCUUCCAUCUGCUGCUUCGAAGCCCAGGCAGACGCGCUGGAACCUGACGCCCGCCUGCAUCGACGCCGCAUCACUGCAGAACGCUUCGACCACGUGCGCCGAGGCACAGGACGGAGCUGCUGUACCUCGCGCGCAAUGGGGAAUUCUCCCUUGACACCUCAUCACUCCUCCUUGACUAAGCGCCCGCCUCUGUCCAAUGAUCCAAUCCACUCCUCCUCCAGCUGCACGUCAGAUCUCAUUGUGCAACCGGGAGCAUCCGUGCGCGCUGUCAACAGGGCGCAGAAAGCAAGCUUCGACAACACAUCUCACAAACUGUCACAUACUAUGUGCGUGCGCCUGGCCGUCUUACCACCUGGAGGGAAAACAUCUCGACAAACGACGUCUCCGUACCUUAAGCGAAUCUGCAGGCUUACUGCUCUAUUUAUAGUCUCCAUGCAAGCCUAACAUGGAUGUCCGUCCCGUCGGAUCGAUCUGCCUGUGGGACAAGUGGGUUACCAGCUUGGAUCCCAUGUCGCCGUUCCAGCCAAGUACCGUGGAUACACUCGUUGACCCACUAGCUAUAGCCUUACGACUUUUUAAAGACUGCACACCUGUG